AUGGCAACUUCACUUCUAGGGGAAGAACCGAGGUUGGGAUCCACUCCUCUGGCCAUGCUCGCUGCUACCUGUAACAAGAUCGGCAGCCCCAGCCCGUCUCCCUCCUCCCUCUCGGACAGCUCCUCUUCCUUCGGCAAAGGCUUCCAUCCCUGGAAACGAUCCUCGUCGUCCUCCUCCGGCAGUUGCAAUGUAGUGGGUUCCAGCCUCUCUGGCUUCGGUGUGACGGGGGCCUCCAGGACCGGCGGCUCGUCCUCUGCGGCCGCGGCGGCCGCGGCGGCGGCGGCGGCGGCGGCCGCCCUGGUGUCCGACUCGUUCGGCUGCGGCGGCUCCCCGGGCUCCAGCGCCUUCUCCCUCACCUCCAGCAGCGCCGCCGCCGCAGCGGCCGCGGCGGCCGCCGCUUCCACCUCGCCCUUCGCCAACGACUACUCCGUGUUCCAGACCCCCGGCGUCUCCGGGGGCAGCGGCGGUGGAGGCGGGGGCGGCGGCGGUGGGUCCUCCGCGCACUCGCAGGACGGCUCGCACCAGCCGGUGUUCAUCUCCAAGGUGCACACCUCAGUGGACGGGCUGCAGGGCAUCUACCCGCGCGUGGGCAUGGCGCACCCGUACGAGUCGUGGUUCAAGCCCUCGCAUCCCGGCCUGGGCGCCGCUGGCGACGUGGGGUCGGCCGGCGCUUCCAGCUGGUGGGACGUGGGCGCGGGCUGGAUCGACGUGCAGAACCCGAACGGCGCCGCGGCGUUGCCCGGCUCGCUGCACCCCGCCGCCGGGGGGCUCCAAACCUCGCUGCAUUCGCCGCUCGGAGGCUACAACUCGGAUUACUCGGGCCUGAGCCACUCAGCCUUCAGCAGCGGCGCCUCCUCGCACCUGCUCAGCCCCGCUGGGCAGCACCUCAUGGACGGCUUCAAGCCGGUGCUGCCCGGCUCCUAUCCGGACUCGGCCCCGUCGCCGCUGGCCGGCGCCGGGGGCUCCAUGCUGAGCGCGGGGCCGUCGGCGCCGCUGGGGGGCUCCCCGCGCUCUUCCGCGCGCCGCUACUCGGGCCGCGCCACCUGCGACUGCCCCAACUGCCAGGAGGCGGAGCGGCUGGGCCCGGCGGGGGCGAGUCUGCGGCGCAAGGGCCUGCACAGCUGCCACAUCCCGGGCUGCGGUAAGGUGUACGGCAAGACGUCGCACCUCAAGGCGCACCUGCGCUGGCACACGGGUGAGCGGCCCUUCGUGUGCAACUGGCUCUUCUGCGGCAAGCGUUUCACGCGAUCCGACGAGUUGCAGCGGCACCUGCGGACCCACACCGGUGAGAAGCGCUUCGCCUGUCCGGUCUGCAACAAGCGUUUCAUGCGCAGCGACCACCUCAGCAAGCACGUGAAGACGCACAGCGGCGGCGGAGGAGGCUCGGCUGGCUCAGGCAGUGGUGGCAAGAAGGGCAGCGACACCGACAGCGAGCACAGCGCUGCGGGCAGCCCGCCCUGCCACUCCCCGGAGCUGCUGCAGCCCCCUGAGCCCGGGCACCGCAAUGGCCUGGAGUGA
Artibeus jamaicensis (Jamaican fruit-eating bat) is the source of this 1518-nucleotide messenger RNA. RefSeq names its product Sp8 transcription factor (gene SP8). The transcript has 2 exons. The coding region runs from base 1 to 1518 and encodes 505 amino acids. Gene Ontology annotation, biological process: regulation of transcription by RNA polymerase II. The record is from RefSeq and is a predicted model, not a curated record. Gene Ontology annotation, molecular function: DNA-binding transcription factor activity, RNA polymerase II-specific; RNA polymerase II cis-regulatory region sequence-specific DNA binding. NCBI's taxonomy places the organism in Eukaryota, Metazoa, Chordata, Mammalia, Chiroptera, Phyllostomidae.